UUCUUUCCGUUGCUCCGACGUUGUUACGUCAAUGCAGCACGUCAUCCACCGCUGGCAGCCAUGGUGACGGCGAGACGCUGAACUGAGCGGAAACAUGGCGCAGUACAUGGUACUUAGCUAGCAGGCUAAGCGCUGUAAACACCAUGAUAAAACAAUGCGUUUUGCCAAGAAUACGCUAUCAAUGGCGGUUUCAUUUCGAAAGCUGAUAGAUAGAUAUUACUUAGCGUGAUUUAGCCUGUGUUCACUUAGCACUUCGUUGUUUGUGAGCGUUUAUUCACGUUAAUCCUCAGGACGCAUCUACUUAAUUAGCAUCUAUGCUAUCUUGAACAUUGUCUAGCUAGCCCCGGGGUGAUACUACACUGAACGAUCGCUGUUUAAGUUGUUACCCAUGGCUUUCUAUGAAGUCUAUUCUCACCCGGCUUUGAUUCGGUACAAGACAAGUGUUUGCACGAAAGCCACUCUCUUUCUUGUUAUUGUUCUGUGCCUUACUUACAUCCCACCUCUGCUGUUUGCCUAUAGGAGCCAAGGUUUCUGGGUAAAAAGAAGCACCUAUGAGGAACAGCCAGUUGUGAGGUUCCAGUACCAGACUCUGCUGGUGGCAGCAACCAGUACCUUGGGAGACUACAUAGCCUGGAGCACCUUCCCACAUCUUAACAACAUGCUUGGGGCCAACCUCCGGAUCCCCACUGUUUCUGUGAGAGAAGAGGACCAGAACCAGGAUGGGAAGUUGGACCUCCUGAUUUUUCAGCUGCAGCUACCUCUAAAGCCUGAGGAACAGGUGUACAGUGUCCAGCUGCUGCUCACCUUCAGCUACCAGCUCUAUCGAAUGUCCACUGUGGUGAUGCAGAGCCUGGCCUACGUGCAGCACUCUUCUUCUGUGCCUGGAGCUAAGCUGUUCAUCAGUGGAGACCUGAGGCUGCAGCAGAGGACACCCCUGCCUCACCGGGGACUCUACAAUAUUUACAAUGUGUCAGUGAUUAAUGGCUCCAGCCCCUUUGCAAGUGCGUACGACCUUAACAACAUCAUUAGGAGCUACCAGGAGAGAAACUUGACCACGACACUGUACUGCCCCAUGCCAGUCUGGACUGUGGGACGAGCUGCUACCUCUCCCUUUGAGCUUAAUGCUGAGAUCAGGUACCCUAUGGAGGUCAUUAGCUAUAACCCUGGCUUCUGGGAAACCAUCAAAUUUGCCUGGAUCCAGUACAUCAGUGUCCUCCUCAUCUUCCUUUGGGUCUUUGAACGCAUCCAGAGAUUUGUUUUUCAAAACCAGGUUCUACCCACCGUACCUGUACCCAUGGGAAAACCGCACCUGUCAUGAUGCAGUGGCUGUGCUCUGAGCUUCACCUAUAUAAGAACCACAGCCUUUUGUUGUGCUCCAGUUGUAACCCAUGGUGACACUAUAACACUCACCAAUAGUGUAAUAAUAGUAGAUAUAGUUUAAUAUUAUUUCAGACAUCAGAAUAAUGUAGGUCCGUUUUAAAUUGUUCACAGUAGUUCUUGCAGUUUACUGGUAUUGACUGCAUGGUGUUUCACAUUGACCAAUAGAUCUCCCAUGACCUUGCAUGUUCCUUUAAUAAUUUGGCCAUAUUUUACUUACAAAUGCUGAGUGACACACACAUUCUUAUUUUCAGCUGUCCCUGGACAGGUCAAUAAUUCUAGCCCUGAAAAAUGCAUUUUUCUAUUGGAAACAAUGGAAAUGUCGAAAAAAUUAGAAAUGAUUUUCUUUAUUUUUACUAGUUGCAUGUUUAUGACAGUAGUCUGUGGUGAUACACAAUAUAAAAAUGAAUGAAUUUAUUUUUGUAUUGUGCAUCACUUUAGGCCAUUAAUAAUAAAUGAUUUGUACAUUUUAGCAUUUUGUAUCUUCAUCUAUAAAGCUUUCAUUUGCUUUCAUCAUUUAAUGCUUUUUGGACUUAAAAGCUUCAUUUGUAACAGCAAUAAAACCCGUUUGAUUUAUGAAAAUAAUGAUGCCAUUAUUACAAAAACGUCUUAAGAAGGGUGGAAGGACAGAGCUUAAUGUUUUCUUUUAAAGGCAUUUUUCUGUUGUCAGUCCUUCAGGCAUGUUACAAAAAUAUGUGUUGGAUUAAUUUCCUGCUAUACCCCACGCUCAGCAUAAUACACCUGACCACAGAAACAGACUUAUCUUGGCCUCAUACACUGGGAAACUUUUUCUGUGAUUGACAGACCGCAUUUAUAGGGUUGAGGUUAGUAAAUCUUUGAGUCAAAUGACUGAGCAGGCCACAGUAUGAGUGCAGUAUCUAAAACUCUCAUCUGUCCUGAAGAUAUUUACAUUGUAAACAUUUUACAGCCACCCUCAUGUGAAGUGAUACAGUCUUAGUGCAGCUACAGACAGAGAAAUGGUGUUAGACAUCCUAAUUAAAGCUUUUUUUAAAAUGCCAUUUGUCCUUGGCCAUACCAGACCUACUGCAGAUGAAAUUUAGAUGACCAAAACUGAGAUUACCAGAGUACACAAAGUUCAGUGUUGAUUUUAGUCUCUGUAUGGGAUGAUUCAUGCCUUUAAAGGUACAGCAUGGGACUUCUGGGAAUCAAGCUAGUGGUAUAGCAUGAGACUCAAAAUCAAUCCAGUCUGGCUCGGCCCUCUCUCUCCCUGCUCUGCCACAGGCCAGAGACUCAGGCCAAAUUAUACAACACAGAGAAAUGAUCAAAUCAAAUUUUAUUUGUAUAGCGCCAAAUCACAACAAAAGUCA
Monopterus albus (swamp eel) is the source of this 2705-nucleotide messenger RNA. RefSeq names its product transmembrane protein 231 (gene tmem231). NCBI's taxonomy places the organism in Eukaryota, Metazoa, Chordata, Actinopteri, Synbranchiformes, Synbranchidae. The transcript is spliced from 7 exons. The record is from RefSeq and is a predicted model, not a curated record. The coding region runs from base 389 to 1318 and encodes 309 amino acids. Gene Ontology annotation, cellular component: ciliary membrane; ciliary transition zone. Gene Ontology annotation, biological process: cilium assembly; regulation of protein localization.